Messenger RNA from Cynocephalus volans (Philippine flying lemur), 2592 nucleotides. RefSeq names its product low density lipoprotein receptor class A domain containing 4 (gene LDLRAD4). Lineage: Eukaryota; Metazoa; Chordata; Mammalia; Dermoptera; Cynocephalidae. The transcript is spliced from 4 exons. Gene Ontology annotation, molecular function: R-SMAD binding. Bases 698 to 1507 code for a protein of 269 amino acids. Gene Ontology annotation, biological process: negative regulation of transforming growth factor beta receptor signaling pathway. The record is from RefSeq and is a predicted model, not a curated record. Gene Ontology annotation, cellular component: early endosome membrane; Golgi membrane.
CUCCCGGCGUGCGGGGCGCCCCGGGGGCUGGAUCUCCUGCAGAGCACCGUGAGCGAGCGCCGCCGUCCUGCGUGUGCUGCCCGGGUAAGCGCCCUCUCCGUUUCUUCAACUCUGAGAGCUUCCAGCAGAGAUCAAGGGAAGAACCAUGUGUUGAGAUUUGCACAUUCCCCCCAUUUCUGCCUUGUCUGCUUUGCUAUUGGCCUGUUAGAAAGAUUGCUGACCAUAAUAGAGCAGGAUGAACUGUCUGGCUGCGUUCUGCUCGCCUGUGUGUGGGACCUGCCCGGGCGUGAGGCCAGACCCAGGAAUUGUAGCCUGACCAUUGAUAUAUGUCGCCGCAACAACGCCGGGUGUUCAGCCGGUCUCAGGACUGGAGACCCUACACCAUUCCCUGCUCGGCGACACGCCGGCUUCCUGCCACAGAGUUCCUGAUUUCUGCAGAUGGCAGUCGAUAAUUGGUAGCCACGGUCUGCGGUCAGAGCCACAGAGUUUGAGUCUAGCACCUGGGCUGGGCCCGGUUGAUACAGUAGAGAGAGUGAGAGAGACAGAAACACACACACACACCCCUCACCCUCUCCCACGCCCCACACGGCUGUAACUGCAGCUCUGAGCUGCCUGCGCAGGAGACUGCCUGAAGCUGAGGGAUGCUUUGAACUUGGGGGGCCGCGUGACACUUGGAUCCCCCUGCAGAGACUCGAUUAUGUCCAGUGACCACCUGAACAACAGCACACUGAAGGAGGCUCAGUUUAAAGACCUGUCCUUAAAAAAAGCGGAGCUGGAGUUUGCCCAGAUCGUCAUCAUUGUCGUGGUGGUCACGGUGAUGGUCGUAGUCAUCGUCUGCCUGCUCAAUCACUACAAAGUCGCCACACGGUCCUUCAUCAACCGCCCAAGCCAGAGCAGGCGGCAGGAGGACGGGCUGCAGCAGGAAGGGUGCCUGUGGCCUCCAGACAGCUCCAUGCAGCAGCCGCGGGCCUCGGAGAUCAUGCACACCCCGCGGUCCAGGGACAGGUUUACUGCCCCACCCUUUAUUCAGAGGGACCGGUUCGGCCGCUUCCAGCCCACCUACCCCUACGUGCAGCACGAGAUUGACCUCCCUCCCACCAUCUCCCUGUCUGAUGGCGAAGAGCCACCUCCUUACCAGGGGCCCUGCACCCUGCAGCUCCGGGACGCUGAGCAGCAGAUGGAACUCAACCGGGAGUCUGUGAGGGCCCCGCCCAACCGAACCAUAUUUGACAGUGAUUUGAUAGACGUUUCUAUGUACAACGGGGGCCCGUGCCCACCCAGCAGCAACUCGGGCAUCAGUGCAACCACCUGCAGCAGCCACGGGAGGAUGGAAGGGCCGCCCCCGACGUACAGUGAGGUGAUGGGCCAGCAGCCCGGCGCCUCGCUUCUCCACCACCAGCACAGCAGCGUGCACAGGGCCAGCAGGCUGCAGCUGCAGCAGAGCAGUUCUGAGAGCACGCUAGCACCCCUCAAAGGCAAAGACAGGAAGCCCGGGAACCCGGUCUGACGCCCUCCACUGUGCACUCGAAUGGCAGAGAGAUGAAUCACAGUGGCCAGAGGCCGCGCUGGGCCCUCCUGUGCACGGGGUCGUCCAGAUUUACAUGGUACAACUUAAGUAAAACCAAAUGUGCAAGCGCGGUCUUGUUUCUGAUUCCUUUAGAAGGAACUGCAUGCAAACUAGACUGAAAUAGUGCAAGCUUCCAUCCGGUCUGAUGCCAACAGUGCUUAUUUGGGGGCAGGGGUUGAGAUGGGGGAUGGUUUUGACAAAAGGCAGGCAGGGAAAAACAGAGAAAGGGAUUCUUUGAAGGUAUCAUGAAAUAAAACCCGUAGGGGUAUUUAAUUUAUUUAACUCUAAAAGGAGACUUUGCUGAUAAAUUAGGCCAGAAUGGCCUGUUUUAUAAUUACUAACUGAAUAAAGGAAACAUUAUUAUAUAUUAUCACGAGGAAGAAUCAGCCAGUUUGCUUUUUCUCCCAAGGUGUGGAACUUUUAUUUUGUUUUAGAAAUACGCAUCGAAAUUCCUGUUUUGUGUGCCAAGGUAUAAAGUGGAGAAGUUUGAUGAAUGCAAGGAGCUAAUUUGUAUUGUGAUGACGUGCACUAUCUUAAUGUUUAAAAAUAUAUAUGAGGAAGCUGUUUUAUGUGAAGCUCUGUAUGUUGUCUCUUCACCUGUGGAUGGUUAUUAGGCCCAAAGAGGGCCUAAUAACAGUGUUCCUCAGAAUCAUACAAGAAAAGAUAUAUGGGGAUACAGCCUAAUAUUUACCAGUUUACAGAAUUCAGAAGUCAUUAUUGUUGCAAGAGUUUGCAGCGAAUAGCAGCGUAUCGCUGAAGCACGUGGAGACGUUUGGAUGGAAGACAGGAAAUGCCACGUCCCAGCAUUUCUGACUUGCUCUUUGAGUUACUCUGCUAGCGUGAGGCUGCACCUUCCAUUAGAAAUGACCUCGACACAGCAGUCAUGUGUCCAGUACCAUGCAGUGCUGCCCUCAGCCGCCAGCAGUACAGUUUCUUCAGUAAUUUAGAUUUUUUUUUCUUCACCAUAGCAUGGAAUAUAUUCAGAUACACACCUUAUUUUAUGCAAUAAAUUGUUUAAAAUGCAA